Aspergillus calidoustus is the source of this 324-nucleotide messenger RNA. The record is from the annotation of a GenBank genome assembly. NCBI's taxonomy places the organism in Eukaryota, Fungi, Ascomycota, Eurotiomycetes, Eurotiales, Aspergillaceae.
AUGGUAGCGACCCCGUUCGAGGGGUUGACGCCUCAAAGCCCCGAGCCAAUCCGUUGUAUACGGGAUAUUGUUGGAGACGAAUCUGUCGAUAUCGAUAUUCUGCGAUUUGCAGGCCGUCCGCUGCCGGAUUCAUACAGCAAUGAGCGCCAGCCUGUCGGUGCUAUGCUUGCUCAGCAAGCCAAUAACCGCAUUCGCACGCAAAUCGGCGUCUGGCAAUCAGUGGGCAUGUUUGCUGCUACGCCGGAGGAGGGAGCAGAGGAACUUGCCAAGCUGUCUCAGGGGCGGCAUGUCGUGAGAAGGGCCAUAAUACCAUCAAGGGUGUAG